AUGCAAAAUUCAUUAAUGGAUAUUGUCAUGAAUCGCGAAUCCGCGUCAUUAACCUGUAACCAAGGUUUGAGAGGAGAGCCUGUUCAAUGUAAUGAUAAAUCUUUUAGUGAACGAAAUCAAAUCAUAGGUUUAACAACAAGCAAUGCAGUUCACAAAAACGAUUCGCCGACCUGUCAAUUAACAAAAAGUUCACUUUAUGUUGCCAUCAUAGCUACUAAAAUUUCAAUGGACGAUAGAAUAAUGUUAAGUCGUCAAAUCUGGAUCGCAUGCUCAAAAUAUUAUUGCAACAGUAAAGAAACAAUGGAUCGCAUUGAAAGCAUUGCUAAAAAAUCAUUAUAUAGCUUUUUGUCAGCAAUAGAAUGA
Messenger RNA from Rotaria socialis, 363 nucleotides. The record is from the annotation of a GenBank genome assembly. NCBI's taxonomy places the organism in Eukaryota, Metazoa, Rotifera, Eurotatoria, Philodinida, Philodinidae.